This is a messenger RNA of Triticum aestivum (bread wheat), 1614 nucleotides long. RefSeq lists its product as uncharacterized. The transcript has 3 exons. The record is from RefSeq and is a predicted model, not a curated record. Bases 1 to 858 code for a protein of 285 amino acids. Lineage: Eukaryota; Viridiplantae; Streptophyta; Magnoliopsida; Poales; Poaceae.
AUGUGCACGCGACUGGUUGCUGUACUGGCAGCUACUCCCUCUGUUCCGAAAUGUAGGUCGUUUAAGCGAUCGUACUGUAAUUUUCGUCACGUUACGAAAUUCUUUCACUUUCCCAAUUUGCCCUCCCGCAUCGUUCGUUCACUGUCCGCACCGCUCGCUCGCUCAGUCGCUCACAGCGCUAGCUCCAUUCGCUCUCCCAGUCACUCUCCCAGAUCCGCUCGUCGGCGGCCCGCGUCCCCAUCGCCAGCCUCCCCUCUGCCACUCCCCCUCGACGUCGGUCUCUCUGCCUCUCCCUCUCGACGUCGCCGGCCUCUUCCACCACCCGUCCUCCAGUCACAGUCUGUAUGCGCCACUGAAAAAUUUGAUUUUUUUCCGCCGGUGACGAGCUUCUAUGCGGUGGAGGCGCGCGGGCGCUCGAUCUACGUGCGCCGGUGGAUCCACCCCUCCCUAGCUCCUACCUCCACCCCUACAGAAGGCGAAGAAGACUCGGCCCAGCUCCCUCCUCUCCCGGAUCCCCAGGCCCAGCACGACGUCGCCGGCGGCCCCGCCGGCGCUCGGGCGCUUGAAGAGGCGGAAUCGGAGCUGCUGCUGGUGGUGGAGGCCCCCGGGGGAGGCACUGGGGGAGGAGGCCUCCGCCGCGUCCUUGGGCGGGCUGCCCAUGCCGUCAGUCCGCGGCGAGCGCAGGGAGCCACUAGUGGCGAACAAUUCCGUGGCGGCGGCGCCGGACUACGGGGACUACAGGGAGUUCCUGUCCCAUUACUGCAGGUUCUGAAGAAUGGUGUGGAGGUGAAGUUGAAGAGGAAUGCCCUGAGUGUCUUGGAAGCUCCAGCUACUAGCGGGUACUGGGCGAGGAGAUGAACCUAGGCCAGCAGCUCCUGUGCAGCGGCGAGUACUUCAGCGGCAGCAGCUCCUGUGUGCGGUGAGUGCUUCAGCGGCAGCAGCUCCCCUGGGCGCGUGCGGGCACCAGCUCGCCUUCACCAGCAGCCGGCAGCAGAGCAGCAGCUCGACUCCACCAGCGGACAGCAGCACAGCACCAGCUCGCCUCCACGAGCAGGCGGCAGCAGAGCAUCACCUGGGCGCGCGCGGUCCAGGAGGAGCCCCAGGACGGCGUGGGUGGAGGUGGAGGCGGGGGCCGAGGCGGAGGUGGAGGGCGGGGACGGAGGCGGGGGCGGAGGCGGAGGUGGAGGGCGGGGCCGGAGGCGGAGGUGGAGGGCAGGGGCGGUGGCGGAGGUGGAAGACGAUCCAGCGACCUGAUUCAAAAUUUAAACUAAGGGUAUAAAUGUCCAUUUGCCCAUUUUCACCUGGUCGGAACAUUUGCCCCAGCGACCUACAUUUCGGUACAGAGGGAGUACAUGUUUUAUUGUCUUAUUACAGAGACUUGGACCAAUUCAAAGUUUAGAGAACGAUUUGGUACCUUUCAUGAGUCAAGGUCCAUUUGCCCGUGGGCCCAUUACAAGCUACACAAGUUAAUGUAGUGACUGUACUGUAGUGGCAGGAAUCUACAAUAGGGUGAGCUACACUAUUUCUUUGGUUAAGGUUGGUCGUAAUGGGAGUAUUAUAGGUAGUAUCAUGCAUGCCAACUAGGCAAAUUUGAUGAGGUGGCAUAGAAUUAAA